UAACGAUUGGCCAUUCAAGUGUCCCAUGAUUCAAUCUUACAUGGGGAAGAAGACUCCAUCGAGGUUCUCGAUUAUUUCUACUUCCUUUAUCUAACCCUUACGCGCCAUAGCUAUCCGUCACAUUUCACAACGAAUACUCACCAGUUAAGUGGUAACUAUGGAGAAGUCGGAAAACCGGCCUUAUGGCCAACACCAUUAUGUUGAGAUCCCAACUUCUCCCGAUGCGACCCCGAUACGUGCCCGACGCGGUCGCAAUUCCCAGCUCGCAGUUGCCCUGAGCUUAAUCUCAUUGCUCACGCUAAGCACCGUGUUCUUCGCCAUCCCAAACAUCAAUUUCCCUGCCUGUCACAAAAUGAGGGGAAAACUCGGUGCACUUUUAUCCUCCCCGAAGGGUGGUGAGACAUCUGUGCUGGCAUCAAGUAACAAGGUCCCGCUUGAGGCUCAUAUUAUGAGCAAAUGUCCAGACGCGCAGGACUGUCUCCAGAAAUUGGUCGUUCCUACUAUGGAGCGUAUCAGUGAGAAAGUCGAUUUUGAAUUGUCCUUCAUUGCAAGCGUCACUAAUCAAUCAUCUGAUGUACAUUGCAAACACGGCCCUGGCGAAUGCAUUGGCGACAUGCUUAUGCUUUGCGCUCAAGAUCUCCCUUUCUCACCUGAGGGUGAGACCGAGAAAACUACUCGCAUGCCUACCAUCCGUUCCCUCGGAUUUGCGAAUUGUCUUGUCGGCCAGUACGAGGCUAUCCCGGACCGCGCACUGGUUCAAAACUGCGCCUUACAACAUGGUAUUGAUUUUGAAUCUUUGAACAGCUGCGUUAGCAGGCAGGAGGAUGAUCCCAACAAUGGCGACUUAAGUGGUCUCGCUUUGUUGCGUCAAAGUGCUGUCCAUAGUGCAGACCUUGAAGUUCAUACGAGUUGUACUGUCCGGCUGGAUGACUCUGUUUGGUGCGUCCGCGAUGACGGAGAAUGGAAGAACUGCGCUAAGGAGGGGGAGGGCAGUCAAGUAUCUACACUCGUGGAGGAAAUCGAAAGACUCUGGCAAGAGAAGAACUAAGUGUUAUGGAAGGGUUAUGAUGGCUGCAUGGUUGUUAUGAUUUAUGAAAAUCGUCUCCAAGGGUUGCUGGUUACAGCUUCAGCUCGUAUCUCUGCAGGUGACAGUAUUAAGAUGAUAUCCGCGAUAUAUAUAAGCAUUAUUUAUUGCAGAUAUUGAUGCUCGCUAAUUCAUAAUGUCUAAAAGAAUCUGUUUCUUUUUUCUCUUCUUGUUUGAUCGAGAAGAUUCUGCAUUUCAGUUUUCUGCCAUGCAAAAUAAUACGCAAAUCACAAAGGACUAUCUUUCACAGAUGCACGCCAUAUACUCUCAUCUCCCCUCCACAUUGCAUCGUUUACAGAAAAGUAAUCGUGCACAUUUGUCACAGCAACCAUUCACCCUUACUAGCACUGAAAUUAUCCUGUUGCUAUACAGGGUCCCAACAACAGGAUAUUUUGUUGUGUUUCUAGUAUGCUUCAUGGAAGUCAUCCGUGUUUACCUGCUCUGCUUUCACUCAUACUCAAUGCAUACUGAUUUAUUAAUUCUACAUACCAAUAUUUUUCCUUGGUAGCUGCGCCCUUUUCAUAUCUGUUGUCCUCAACUCUCCUUGUCAAUCAACAGCCAUGGCAUCCUCUUGGCUUCCAUCCCC
Molecule: messenger RNA, 1670 nt
Organism: Aspergillus caelatus
Lineage: Eukaryota; Fungi; Ascomycota; Eurotiomycetes; Eurotiales; Aspergillaceae
Product: GILT family protein
Exons: 2
Coding region: 158-1048 (296 amino acids)
Molecular function (GO): oxidoreductase activity, acting on a sulfur group of donors, disulfide as acceptor
Source: RefSeq, a predicted model, not a curated record